UGUACCCGUCAUUAUACCGUUCAACAAGGAGAUACAUGCGAUAAAAUCGGUCAAAAGACCCUAACAAGCACAUAUCAAAUCAUGGCUCUCAACCUACCACAAUCAGGACCAGAUUGUUACACUCUACAACCCGGAGCACAGCUAUGUUUGGGAAGAUACGGUAAUGAUUGUCAAAUGGUUUAUCGUGCAACGGAAAAUGAUAAUUGCGAAACGAUUGCAGGUCAAUUCGGUAUCUCUGUAGCAACACUUUUGGAAAAUAACCCAACUGCAGAUUGCGAUCAGAUUUAUGACGGUUUGGUGUUAUGCACUUUAGACGGUCUGGUUAGACCGCCUGCUAAUCCUGCAUUGCACUUGAAUCCAAAAGUGAACCCAAAAGUACCUGCACCAGGAAAUGCACAAAUGCCAUUAGGAACUGCAAUCGUGGCCGCCAACACACCUAUACCCGUCCUGAAUGCAACAAUGUCCGCUUCA
Molecule: messenger RNA, 471 nt
Organism: Meira miltonrushii
Lineage: Eukaryota; Fungi; Basidiomycota; Exobasidiomycetes; Exobasidiales; Brachybasidiaceae
Exons: 1
Source: RefSeq, a predicted model, not a curated record